Striga hermonthica is the source of this 843-nucleotide messenger RNA. Lineage: Eukaryota; Viridiplantae; Streptophyta; Magnoliopsida; Lamiales; Orobanchaceae. The record is from the annotation of a GenBank genome assembly.
AUGAUCCUCAACCCACGUACAGUAGCGGCCCUAUUCAUGGAAAUCGAUGGCAAUCCACUCAGCCUAAUCAAAGACAAGGUCUUGUUCAAGGCGGCGGAGUCCGACUCCCCUUCGAUUGACUCGGUGGAUCCUCCUCCUCCGCAAACCCUAGGACCACCACCACUCCCUACUCCUUCGUUCCCGAUGGGCGCAACCCACAAAAAAGAGGAGUUGGUUAGCUCCAUGAAAGAGGGGGAGCACUUAAUAAUUGCAAACUUAGGAGAUUCUCGAGCGGUUCUUGGCAAGAGGGACGAUAGUAAUCGGCUGGUUUCCGAGCAGCUUACAGUGGACCUCAAACCGAAUCUUCCGAGCGAAGCAGAAAGAAUAAGAAGUUGUGAAGGCCGUGUUCUUGCCAUGGACGAGGAGCCGAAUGUAUACAGAGUAUGGAUGCCUAAUGAGGACUGUCCGGGCCUAGCCAUGGCCCGAGCUUUCGGAGAUUUCUGUCUCAAGGACUUUGGCCUCAUCUCGACACCCGAAGUCACUUAUCGAAAGCUCAAUGAACGAGACGAAUUCGUGGUCUUGGCAACUGACGGGAUUGAUGACGAGUUUAUCAAGAGAUGGGCAGACAAUGAAUGGUCAAGGACCACUGUAGCUCAUCUAGAACGUCUUAAAAUUUUGCUUCAGGAGACAUCUUUCUUUGAUGUUGAUGAAAGAGAUGACCAUUGCUUCCGACGUUCGCUCCUCAUCCUCUCCCCUGUUGUGGCGCCCCACGCGAUGAUGAAAUUCAAGGACCACCACCACUCCCUACUCCUUCGUUCCCGACGGGCGCAACCCACAAAAAAGAGGAGUUGGUUAGCUCCAUGA